Salarias fasciatus (jewelled blenny) is the source of this 4343-nucleotide messenger RNA. RefSeq names its product ubiquitin-conjugating enzyme E2H (UBC8 homolog, yeast) (gene ube2h). The record is from RefSeq and is a predicted model, not a curated record. The transcript is spliced from 7 exons. Lineage: Eukaryota; Metazoa; Chordata; Actinopteri; Blenniiformes; Blenniidae. Bases 198 to 749 code for a protein of 183 amino acids.
GCAGCAGCAGCAGCAGCGAGCAGCAGAUCUAACGUUAGCUCAGACACUCCGGAGGACAGAGACACAUCCAGCUGGGAAGACGAUUCUGCGAGCCAAUGUUAACUUUCGGAUAGUACCGCGUUUUGCUAGAUCAUCUAGCGCUCCCGGGGGCUGGCUUUCGGCGUUCCUACUGGUGUUCUGCGGAGGAAAUAGCAAAAAUGUCGUCUCCAAGUCCGGGUAAAAGGCGAAUGGAUACCGAUGUGGUGAAACUCAUCGAGAGCAAGCAUGAAGUCACCAUCCUCAGCGGACUCAACGAAUUUGUAGUGAAGUUUUUCGGCCCACAGGGAACGCCGUACGAGGGAGGCGUGUGGAAAGUGCGAGUAGAUCUUCCUGAUAAAUACCCAUUCAAAUCGCCGUCAAUAGGAUUCAUGAACAAGAUUUUUCAUCCUAACAUUGAUGAAGCGUCAGGGACGGUGUGCUUAGAUGUCAUCAACCAGACAUGGACGGCCCUUUACGACCUGACCAACAUCUUUGAGUCGUUCCUGCCCCAGCUGCUGGCCUACCCCAACCCCAUCGACCCCCUGAAUGGAGACGCAGCUGCCAUGUACCUCCAUCGGCCGGAGGAGUACAAGCAGAAAAUAAAAGAGUACAUCCAGAAAUAUGCAACAGAGGAGGCCCUGAAGGAGCAGGAGGAGGGAGCAGGCGACUCCUCGUCCGAAAGCUCCAUGUCUGACUUCUCAGAAGACGAGGCCCAGGACAUGGAGUUGUAGUAAUAGGAGGGGCUCCCCCAUCCCACACCCUCCUUUAACCCCCACAGAGACUAUAUUUGAUUUCCUAACCAUGAGAAAGCAGACUUAUAAUAUUCAUAUUUAAACAAGUUGAUUUUUUUUUUUUAUUAUUAUUAUUAUUAUAUUAUUAUUAUUACUACUAAACAAGGAUUUUUAUGGAUAUCUAGCCUUUGGCGUGUUUGACAGACACCCCUCCCGUUCUGUAGCCGCUCCUCCCCACACGGACUGCGUUCACGUUCCCCGGCCGUCGCCUCCGCAUUCUGUCGAGUGAAACAAACACAAACAAAUUCUCCUCCGUGCACACCCGAUCGCUCCAGCUUCGCUCUAUAAAACAUGCCGUUUUCAGUCCCACCCACGUUAUUCUUUCGUUUUUCCGCAGUGCGAACCGACUCUGACCACGUCGCGGUCGUCACAGUAGUGUCUUUAAUGCAUGCAGCCACACACACACACACACACACACACACGUCGCAACACUUGUUGAAUAGAGUGACGUAUCUUUACUCACUAGUACAUCAGUAGGUAUUUUUUGGAAUCUGUGUUUGGCUGUUCCGUUACGUUUUGUUACUCCUGGCCGAUCUUGUUUCUGCCCUCGUGUGCGUUCAGCGCACGUCCCAGGACAGGAUGAUCGGACCGAGGCGUCCGAUUUGGGGAAAUCUGCACGAGCCGCACAAACCCAACGCACACCGGCAGCAAAAACAGGGAAGCGUCUCUGCUGCGAGGCUUUCGCGAGGCGCCGUGGUCAGGCUCGCUUGGCAUUGUGGGAACUGAAAAUAGACCCAGGGCUGUUACAGUCAUCACUUAUUAGUCUUCAGAACUCAGUCUGAGUGCAGUGCAGGCACUGAAGACGGCCACACGGUGGCAGGGCAGACCUGUGGGGGGUGAUCUGGGACUCUCGUCGUAUCAGUGCUCCUCACAUUCCACUGUCACUCGGAUUGUCCUCCAGUGCACGGCCUUCACAUCGGUCCCACCUGCGUUUUGAACUCCCACAGUUCUCCAUCUUGGAUCAUUGAGUUUGGAUAUGAACAAGUACCAGCCCCAUACAGUGUGAUCAUUUCUUUUGUUGUUAUCGUUAAAGGGAGGUAAAAAAAAAAAAAGACUCCUUUCCCUGAAAAAAAGGAAAAGAAAACCCCUGAAGCGUUUUUCAUUCUGGACUCAGCGUGAAGAUGUCAGUCCGUGUUGUGUGAACAGGAAUUACAAUCGCAGCUUUGAGUUCUGAGUAUUAUUUUUUUCCCCCUGCCACCUUUAUUUCUUCAACUUUUUUUUUUUUUUCUUGUCCCAGAUGGGGGGGUCAACACCUUCAGAGUUUUUUUUUUUAUUAUUAUUAUUUCCUGUGUACAGCGUCUACCUUGUACAGUGAUCAGACACGUCUCUGCAGCCUCGCACCCGCGCGGCCCACCGGGGCCGACGCGGCAGUUGUACUACCUAGACAAACUUUUGAAAUGUAUUCACUUUGUAGAUUUGCAGUAAAUGAUUGCCCGGUUGCUCGGUGGCAGAUCGCGGAUCCCCCCGGUGUGGGAGGUUCGAUUCCCGAAUCCUCUGAUCUGCACUUCCCUCCUCUGUGCCUCAUUAUACAAAACAAACAUCACCGUUGAAGAAUUCCACUGUAUUCCCAAAAAAAAAAAAAAAAAAAGCCAUAAAAGGUCAAAAAUAAGUUGGUGAAAUGAGAGAAAGAUGCUCUUCCUCUCAUCUCGCUGCAGGUGGAUAUGAGCCGAUGUAGGUUUGGUCAUUUCUGGCUCAGGUUUGAAUGAUUUUCGCCCAGAAGAUGAGCCAGUUUUGGGUUGUUUUUUUUUUUUUUUUGACAUGUCAGAAUAGUUAGUUUUUGCUGGGUGGCUACUUCAACAAAGCAUAAUGUGAUAUGACUGUGUUCCACAUAGGUUUAUGUAGUUUGGUACCUGGUAACACAUUCAGUGCUCAUCCGAUUUCUCGUCCGUUCCGUGGUUUCAUGUGAGAUGCCCCCAUCGACACGCCUGCUCGUCCUCCUCCCUCCACAUCCAGAGUUGUACAGAUGAGUGCGAGUGAUUUCAAGCUAGGACGACGUUCCACCUGUAGUGAGCCUGCUAGAUCUAACUGUACAGAAAUGGAAACGUGUGAUUCAGCCAUUUUUCUUUUUUCUUUUUUUUUUUUUUUUUCCCUCUAAGAGAUCGGAUUUUCUCUAUAAGCAUGAUUAGUGACAGUUCUGUGCACAUGAUUAUCACCACGAUUUAAUGCAGAGAUGCAUUUCUGAUUUGUUUCCUCCCUUUUCUCCUGAUAUUUACUGACUCUUUUAAAGCGACGGGACGAAGUGGUUUUGAAUGUUGGCGCGGGGGCAGCUCUCGGCACGAUGCACAGCUCACCUCCGUCAUGAUCUAAACGUUAGAGACACUAUAAGGGUGUGAAUGUCUUACAUGUAACAGGAACAAAAAAAAAAGUUUCCCCAUUCUCACAAUUGACUCAUUUUCCACCUUUUAAGUUUCCGUCAGAUUGUUUCUUCUCUCUCUUUUUGUUGUUCUGAACCCAGAUCUUGAAGCAGCUUGAUCUAAAGUUUUCCCUUCUGGUGAUUUCUGCUUUACACGUGUGGAGUAUUGCACCCGAGUGCUGAAAUGUUAAAUCUAAGUUAGGAACUGCAAUGAAAUUGCACAUUCAGAUGUAGUGGUGAACAGGGGACUAAUUCUUUUUUUCUUUUCUUUUCUUUUCUUUUUCCCUCCUAUAAAACCGAAUCUUGUGUCCAAGUUAAACUGUAGGUUUGCUUCCCGAUAUAAUUUGGAUCCGCUGAGCAAUAAAUUGACAAUACAUUCGGUUGUGCUGCUCGGGUGAAACCACCUGACCUCUAGUUUUAUUCCCUGCAGAAGCUCACUCAGUGUUAAAGUACAUGACUGCUGUCUUUUUUUAUCGUUUGGACUGUUUUUAGCUGAAGGAAUUAAAAGAAAAACCAUACAACUUGAAUUAUAAGCAAUUUUUCAUUGGAGGGGAAAAAAAAAAGUUUUUUUUUUUUUUUUGUUUUUGAAUUUCCGUUUGGCUUUUUCCCCCCCUCCACCAGUUCUGCAUCAGCCCCACUGACUCACACAUUGAAACCCCAUUGAUUAAAUAGGGCCGACUGGACCGCACUAGCGCACACUUCCUCCCCUCCCCUCCCCUCGCCCGACUGAACAAGGACGAAGAGCCUGAGGCGACACCAGUCUAUCAUUAAUCCGUAGACAAAGUGUCCGAGGCCCGAUCUCUGUCUUAUCAGCACAACUGCAGAGAGCCAGCACCGCCAUCCUUGUAAAAUCACCUUUACCCCCCCACCUCCGUGUGUGUUGACUGUGUCUCUUCGGGCAGUUUGCAUGCUUCUGGUGUGUGUGUGUGUGUGUGUGUGUGUGUGUGUGUGUGUGUGUGGGUGGAGUCGAGGCUCGCUUGGUGCACACCUCCCAUCCCGUCUUGUGCUCGUGUGGAUUUGUUCCCCUGUGCUGAUGGACUGCUACCAUCAGGGGAUUUAGCAGCUGCACACAGCACAGACAUUUGCAUUAAAAAAUAAAAAAAUAAAGAAGAAAAAAACUAUUUGGUACCUAGUGUGUGAAAAUUGAGGGUUUAAAAAGUCAAAGUUUUGUUUGUUUUCUU